Carassius gibelio (silver crucian carp) is the source of this 3918-nucleotide messenger RNA. RefSeq lists its product as uncharacterized. The transcript has 2 exons. The record is from RefSeq and is a predicted model, not a curated record. The coding region runs from base 2002 to 2622 and encodes 206 amino acids. NCBI's taxonomy places the organism in Eukaryota, Metazoa, Chordata, Actinopteri, Cypriniformes, Cyprinidae.
AAGCAUGUGUUUUCUUUUCUUUACUGUGUGGGUUCAGAAGGGUGACACCUGGGGGGGAAAACAGAUGUCUGAGAAUGACCUGAGGGGGUCAUUGGGCCAUAUAGUGGGGGGACGAUGUCUGAGGAUGACCUGAGGGGGUCACCUAAGUCCUAAAUGUGUGAGAAACAGCCCAUAGAGAGUGUUCCUUGUUUUGUGUGGAAAUUUACAGCUGCUGAAACUGUGUAACCUUGGAAGAGCAGAAGUAUAUAAGGUGGAGGACUGCCCUCUUCCGGGGUCGGUUUCACUCUGCAGGAACUCAGUGUUGCUGUAUGACUGUCUGACCUUCUUUGCAAAGAAUAAAAGCUUUCUUUUUAAUUAUACCUGAGAAUGAGUCUGUCUCUUAUGCUGAUGAGAGUUGAUUUAAAUUUUGCCACGACAAUUUGGUGUCAGAAGUGGGAUUCCUUGGAUGUGUCUUUUGGACCUGUGAGCGGACGGUGACUGAUCAUCCUGAACUAUAGAAGUUCAGCCCUAACCCCGAUUAGAUUUGAGGGAGAAAGGGACUGACCGCCGAGGCCCGGAGAAGACACCACUGGAAACAAAAAAGAACCGGAGUGGCAACAGAGCUCUCGGGUAAGAGACAGUUCAUGGUAUUCUAAAAUUUUGGGUUUUUAGAAAUAAGGAUUGGAAAAUAAAUUAGAAAAGGGACGAACCAUAGCGGUGGGUCCUUCUCUGUGGGAAACACAAUCUAGGGGAUUCGGAUUGUGAGGAUACUGCGGCACAGUUAAUAAAUUUCUAAGGGGAAUUGAAACUGCUGCAACCUGGCGUGAUCGUAAAUUGAGUUAGAAAUUGAGAUCAUAGCGAUCCAGAUAUUUUGAAGCGAUAAGCUGAGAUCACGCUCGAGCGGUUAACAUAUUUCUGAGAGGGGAAGUGAAACUGUGCGAGUAGUAGCUCUCCCGACUUGGGCAAAGGAAAGUCAGAUCUGUUGGAGACGUCUGACAGAUUAUAGGCGCGCCAAAAAGGAAAAGGUCUCCACAGAGAAGGAAACCAACAAAUAUGGGAAAGUCUCAGAGCAAGCUCGCUGAAUAUGAUACACCGGUGUUUAGGCAAAUGAAAAAAGUGUAUGGCCAAAAAUGCAUGCAAGAUGUGGGGAAAUUAAUUAAAUACCAUGGUUUUCCAAAAGAGGGAACGCUGAGUGUUAAGAAAUUAAAAGCUGUGAAGGAAUCAGUAGAAGAGGGAAGCGAGGGACAGAAAGGUUGUUGUGCGAGACACAUGUGUGAGAAAUGUGAACGAACUGUGAAUUGUUGGAUGGUGGAAGCAGAUAGGAGAGAAAGGAGAACAAUGCAGAAAAAAUUAGCAAGUAGGAAGGAGGUAAAGAAAGUUGAAGAAUGCAAAAAAGUGUAAAUGCCUCACAUAGACCUACUAACCACUCUGAUGUUUGUGUUUCUAAACAUGUACCUCCGCCAUACACACAUUUCCCGGUGACCGAGGUGCAAGCCGCGAAAAUGGACCCCGAUCUCGACUGCUCUCCACCGAGAAGACCAACAGCACCGUGGCCAGAUCCAGAAUGGAGACAAGAAACAGCAGAAGACCCAGUAAUCAUUCCUGAAAUCCCCAACGAGGAAAUAGAAGAGGAAAUAGUGCGCAGAGCACCCCCGACAAAGAAAAGAAAGACGAGACAGCCAGUGAAAGAAGAAAAUGUGAGUAUUACAGCUCCAAUGAUUGAAGUUUCAGGUCCUGACGGGCCUGUUAUGGUCUUUAGACCAUGGACUAUAACGGACAUGAAGGAAGCGAUGGCUCACUUGCCGAGCCCUGACGAAGCAGGUGAUAAAUUUUCUACCGAAUUAGUCACCUUCUGCCAAGAAUUCAGCCCUACCGUGCAUGAACUGAGGAGGCUGCUGGCAGUGAAACUGGGGGCUACGAGCAGGCAUGAAGUGAGUGGAAAGCUGCAAAAAGAGGACUGCCGGAGAGGGCACUGUGAAUGGAAAAGUGGACGGCUAUCUGCUGUUUUAGCACACGCUUUGCAUGCAGAGGAGAUGCAGACGGCGAAGAAGGAAACAGUUAAAGCCAAGACCAACAGAGAGUGGCAGCUGGCGUUUGUGCAAACCGUGUCGAAGCCGGGGGGCUAUUCUGCGCAGCGAAACCAGCAAUCGAAAUGGGGAAGAUGGAAAAGAGGAGGAGGAAGAUAUCCGAACAAAACUGAAGGAAACUCUAAAAGAUGGGGUUGUUGGAUCUGCGAGACUGAUGAACAUAAGACAUUCAGGUGCACCAGAUGGAGACUGUGCAAAAAGGACGGUCAUUGGGCGAAGGAUUGCCCGGAGAACCGGCGAAAUCAACAGGCAGACUGAAGCGAGGGAGACGGAGAGCAGAGAGGAGGGGUCCCGGGCGAGCAACCAACAGUCACAAGUGAAAGCUGCUCAGGAGAAGGUUGCUGAAACACCAUUGCACAACCUGAAACCAGGGGAUUUCGUGGUGGUACGAGAUCUGAGGAGAAAGAGCUGGAAGGCGAAAAGGUGGCUGGGACCGUUCCAGGUGCUUCUGACCACUCACACGGCUGUGAAGGGAGCAGAGAGAGCAAUGUGGAUCCAGGCUAGCCACUGCAGAAAGGUCCCACCUGUAUCUGAGGAAGAGGAGCUGAGGGAGUAAGGAUCUGGAGACACACAUGUCAACAAGGCCAGAAUCCAGCCUAAACAUCAAGCGUUCUUAUCAGCGGGAAGAGCUAGGUUAAGACUGAAAAACAGCAUCGAAAGUAGUCUGCGCGCAAGUGAAAAGAUAACUAUGAGCAUCAUAGUUGGGUACAUCAUGUUGUUUUCAUAUUCCAGACUACAGUGACAACGUUAUCAAUAUCAUUACUCACAUGAGAAUGGCCGUAAAAGAGCCUGAACGUACACAUAAUGCUGCUAAAUGAUUUUUGCUGCUAUUAUGUCUACCAUGUAUUUUUUUUAGUUGAUAUCCAGCUCAGUACAGAGACUGGAGAAGUUGAGUGUUUCACAUUAAAUGGUUCAAAGGACUGUGUACAAUGAAGACGCUAUCAUGGAUUUGAGUGGGGAGAAAACUACUGAUGAAGGGACAAACAGUAGUGGAAGCUACAGUAAAAUGUGUUAAAUGCAUGAGAUUUAUGAGAUUUUUUUUCUUUGAAGUAAGAAAUGUUCAGGCCUAUCUGACUCUAUACUGUUUGCUUGCUUGAAAUAGGGUCUGUCCCUAUAUUAAAAGCCUUAGUAUAUUUUCUAAAUUCUUUUACAAACUUAAGAGGGUGAUCAUUUAUGCUAAAAUCAGGGAUGAAGAGUAUAAAUGUGAUGAAAUGCCUUAAGUUUCCUUUAUUUUGAAUCAUGUUUGUAUUUCUGAGUGUGAAAUUUUGAUUUUGGAUUGUGUUUGUAUCUGUGACGUGACUGAGGGUCUGACUAAAUGUCAGGAAUGCAGUAGCAGUGACUUACUCGUUUAGCCUGGCGGCCAGAGCAAGCAAAAUGCUAAGUGUGUAGUGAAAAUAGAACAAGUAGUAAUUAAUUUUUAUGUUUUAUUGAUCAAUGAAUGAUAAAGAGGGGGAAAUUGUGGUGGAAAAAUUCAUUUAACAUUGCUUCUGUAUACCUAUAUAAGCAUGUGUUUUCUUUUCUUUACUGUGUGGGUUCAGAAAGGUGACACCUGGGGGGGAAAACAGAUGUCUGAGAAUGACCUGAGGGGGUCAUUGGGCCAUAUAGUGGGGGGACGAUGUCUGAGGAUGACCUGAGGGGGUCACCUAAGUCCUAAAUGUGUGAGAAACAGCCCAUAGAGAGUGUUCCUUGUUUUGUGUGGAAAUUUACAGCUGCUGAAACUGUGUAACCUUGGAAGAGCAGAGGUAUAUAAGGUGGAGGACUGCCCUCUUCCGGGGUCGGUUUCACUCUGCAGGAACUCAGUGUUGCUGUAUGACUGUCUGUCUUCAAAGAAUAAAAGCUUUCUUUUUAAUUA